AAAUUCUUUACGGUUAAUAUUCAAAAUGGUUAAAAUCUUCGCCACUGGACUGAUCUUUUCUGUUGCCUUUGGUUGCAGUUGGAUUCCAAAAGUAGAUCAGGAGGAUUUCUGCUUUGCAAAAUAUGCAUUUAAAGCCAGUGUAAAGUCUGUAGAACAAGUUGAUAAAUACGCUGAUUAUACAUACACAAUCGACAUCGAAGAAGAUUACAAGAACGCAAACAAAGCGAAGGGUAAUUUUGACACUAUAACUGGAGAUGGACCAAUGAUGUCCUGUGGGCCACAGAAGCUGAAGAUCGGGAAAUCUUACCUGAUUUAUGCUGGUGUUCGCGACAAUGAAGGGCUCUAUAUCGUCGAGUACAAAGGCAUGGACAGCGUUAAAGCCAGUGAUAUAGAAAGAAUGAAAACAAAAUAUGACUGUGAUUGCAAGAUAAAAUUCGAUUAUGACAAGUUUAUGUCAAGGACGUCAGCUGGUCUCCCCCCGCCCACUAAAGACGAAUGUAAUGUCACCGAGAAUUACUGCCAGAGGAGUGCUUACUGUCAGAGAAAUCAGGCGGGAGUCUGCACGUGGGGUAACCUGGGAGAUUGCUACUAAAUCAAGACUUUUUUUUUUAUUUGUGAUUAUGAUUUAUUAGGAAUUAAACGUGUGUUCAAGCACUCA
Molecule: messenger RNA, 658 nt
Organism: Saccostrea echinata
Lineage: Eukaryota; Metazoa; Mollusca; Bivalvia; Ostreida; Ostreidae
Exons: 5
Coding region: 26-592 (188 amino acids)
Molecular function (GO): metalloendopeptidase inhibitor activity; protein binding
Source: RefSeq, a predicted model, not a curated record